This is a messenger RNA of Rana temporaria (common frog), 2029 nucleotides long. RefSeq names its product cytochrome P450 2K6-like. The transcript has 9 exons. Gene Ontology annotation, cellular component: cytoplasm; intracellular membrane-bounded organelle. Gene Ontology annotation, biological process: xenobiotic metabolic process. Bases 92 to 1588 code for a protein of 498 amino acids. Lineage: Eukaryota; Metazoa; Chordata; Amphibia; Anura; Ranidae. Gene Ontology annotation, molecular function: oxidoreductase activity, acting on paired donors, with incorporation or reduction of molecular oxygen, reduced flavin or flavoprotein as one donor, and incorporation of one atom of oxygen; iron ion binding; heme binding. The record is from RefSeq and is a predicted model, not a curated record.
CAUUGCAGUACUCCUCCCAUCUCAGAAAAUAUAGCACACCGAACUCACAGAGCAACUUGUGUCACCUUCACAUUUUCCAAGCACAAAAGCCAUGGAGCUAACUGUUACUUCUGAAUUCGCUAUAUAUGGACUAUUAUUUUUGGCUAUCCUAUACAUUAUUCAAGGCUGGGGAUCGCGGACUUCAGAUACUUCAUCCAGGAAAUUCCCUCCAGGGCCCAGAGCUCUGCCGUUGAUCGGAAAUCUGCAUAUGAUUAAUCUCAGGAGGCCAACUGAAACUUUUAUGAAGCUCUCAAAACAAUAUGGAUCUGUGUUCAGUAUCCAGAUGGGUGGUGUGAAAAUGGUGGUAUUAUCUGGCUAUGAGACCGUCAAGAGUGCGCUUGUUGACUAUCCUGAUGAAUUUGCUGAAAGGCCCCACAUACCGAUGUUUGAGGACAUUAACAAAGGAUUUGGUCUCCCAUUCAGCCAUGGAGAGAACUGGAAAGUCAUGAGAAGGUUCACGCUUAGCAAAUUACGAGACUUUGGCAUGGGAAGGAAGACCAUAGAAGAUCGGAUUGUUGAAGAGUGUGGAUUUUUUACUAAGGAGCUUAAAUCAUUAGAAGGCAAACCAGAAGACUUGACCAUAAAAACCAAUUUUGCCAUUGGAAAUAUAAUUAUAUCAAUCAUCUUUGGGCACCGUUUUGACUACCAACAUCCUAUUUUACUCCGACUCCUUGGACUUAUAAGUGAGAACAUGAAGCUGGUUGGGAGUCCUUCAAUUGCGAUGUACAAUUUCUUUCCCAUCUUCUAUUACCUGUGUGGAACACACAGCAAAGUGAUGCAGAAUAUAAAAGAUAUACACAAUUUUUUGAAGACAGAGUUUGUGGAGCACCUGAAAGAACUGGAUAGAGAUGACCAGAGAGGGCUUAUUGAUGCAUUCCUUGUCAAGCAAGAGGAGGAGAAAUCGGACCCCAAUACAUAUUUCCAUGAAAUGAAUUUGCUGAGCACAGUGACAAGUUUAUUUAUGGCUGGAACUGAAACCACUUCAUCCACCAUCCGCUGGGCACUCUCAUAUAUGAUACAGUACCCUGAAAUUCAGAAACGAGUACAUGAGGAAAUUGAUAGAGUGAUUGGAUCGGCUCAGCCACGGAGUGAUCAUCGUAAGGACAUGCCCUACACAAAUGCGAUCAUUCAUGAGACACAGAGAUUUGCCAACAUUGUGCCUUUGAAUCUUCCCCGAGAAACUACAAGAGAUAUAACCUUUCAGGGCUACCAUCUACCAAAGGGAACGUACAUUGUUCCUCUUCUAGAAUCUGUAUUAUAUGAUGAAACACAAUUUGAAAGACCAGAGUCGUUCUAUCCGGAACAUUUCCUUGAUUCACAGGGGGCAUUUGUGAAGAAGGAGGCUUUCAUGCCCUUUUCAGCAGGUCGAAGGUCUUGCCCUGGAGAAACACUGGCAAAAAUGGAGCUGUUCCUCUUCUUCACCAGCCUCAUGCAGAAGUUCACAUUUCAUGCUGCCCCCGGUGUAACCAACUUCCAUGUCAAACCUGCAGUUGGUCUUACAAUUGCGCCAUUAUCUCCGAAGAUCUGUUGUGUGCCACGGUCCUACUGAAGAUUUAUUUUCACUGUUUCUUAGUGCUAUACAUUACUGCUCCUCCCUUACUAAUGUGCCCUAAGGGUCACCUUACACAGAAGAGAGCCAAGAUCUUCAAGCUGAAAGUUAGAUAUCAAUCUGUUGAUAAUUUCACUUGGGAAACCUAUUUAUAUUUAAAUCCCUAGAUUACAAUAAUAGCUGGUGAUACUGAUUUAAAUGUUCUUUGGGCCCUUUGUGUUAUGAGGUAACAUCACUCUGCCCCUGUCUCCCACACUCUCCUGUCUGUAAAUCACAUUGUCAAAUGCUCUUCAACAGGAAACUAUACGUUUCUGUGCUUAUGCAUGUUGCCCAGACAUAUUCCACUGUUGUCACCAUUUACAGUGAACUUCCAAUAAAAAUGAUAUCACCUGAGCCAGAAGCAUUGGAAGUAAGGCUAAUGCCAUGUACACACGAUCAUUU